Gekko japonicus is the source of this 2654-nucleotide messenger RNA. Its product is annotated as E3 ubiquitin-protein ligase MARCH8-like. NCBI's taxonomy places the organism in Eukaryota, Metazoa, Chordata, Lepidosauria, Squamata, Gekkonidae. The coding region runs from base 191 to 1798 and encodes 535 amino acids. Gene Ontology annotation, biological process: protein polyubiquitination; antigen processing and presentation of peptide antigen via MHC class II; immune response. The transcript has 8 exons. Gene Ontology annotation, cellular component: cytoplasm; late endosome membrane; early endosome membrane. Gene Ontology annotation, molecular function: MHC protein binding; zinc ion binding; ubiquitin protein ligase activity. The record is from RefSeq and is a predicted model, not a curated record.
GACUAAUACUGUACUGGUGAUGUAGUGAAUAUGCCAUUGCAUCCAGUCUCUGUUAUUCCAGCUUGGAAUGUAACCUUUUGCGGCAUCUCUAGGAGCAAGAUCAAACAACAGGGCAAAGGCUGCCAUACAUGUAUUUCAAGACUAGCCUUCAGCUGGUGACCUGCCUGGACAAGGAAGAAGUACAACUGAUAUGUUAAUGAGUAAGAAAGCUUUGGGGCAUUCUAUGAAUCAGUCAAGUAACAUCUCAAAGAUUGGUGGUCCUACCUCUGUUUCUGCUUCUCAGAGCUUCUGUCGAGCAUCUACUACACCAUCCAGUAGGGACAUCUGUAGUUCCAGUGCAGUGUGUUCUGAAUGUUGUCAUCACAGUCCAGUGCAAUCUGCCGUUGUCUUGAAAAAUCCUGCCUGCCAGAAUUCCCUGUCCCAAGGGGCUACUGUGACAGUUCUCUGUCAGGAUACGGUGCAGGCUUCCAGGAGGAAUCUUCACGGCCGGGAUUGCAUCCUUGCUCCCAAGUCUAAGAAUGGGGAAACCGCCCGAGCUCUGAAAUUCUCCAAGUCUCUCAAUGACAUGGACCAGAAUGCUCAGAGUGCAGUCGAGAGCUUUAGCUACAUGGAUCGAACAUGCUCAGAAGACAAACUGACACCCAACCAGGAGCCAUGUUUAAGGUUUACCAAAUGUUCUCCCAUGGAGAAGAAAUCACUGAACCUUAGACCCUUUCCUUUGAGUAAUUCCAAACCCUCUUACUUCCGGUCACUCACGACCCUUUAUUUGAGCCCUUCUGGGGCUAGCGAUACGCACAGUGCAGUAAACAUCCCUCUCCUGGAGGACAAGUGCGACCAUGAAAUGUUCCGGAGUGUGAAGCUGCUGCGCUACCUUUUCUCCUUUUCUCGCAGCUCCAGCGCAAGCGGUCAUGAACUGGAGACCUACUCAGGCCACCUCCAGUCCGGGAAGUCCUCCAGCGUGGUGGUUGAGAGCACCGGUUUCUGCUCAGAUGACAUGGGAGACGACGAUGUCUUUGAGGACGGUGCCUCCGUAAGGCUGGACACUUGCGAGCUGCGGGCACCGCUUUGCUCUGUUGAGAAGGAUAGUGACCUAGACUGCCCUUCCCCGUUGUCAGAGAAAUGCCCCCCUCUCUCCCCUGUGUCCGUAUCCGGGGAUGCCUGCAGGAUAUGCCACUGUGAAGGAGACGAGGAGAGUCCUCUGAUCACUCCAUGCCGCUGCACGGGGAGCCUCCACUUUGUCCAUCAGGCCUGUCUGCAGCAGUGGAUCAAGAGCUCAGAUACCCGGUGCUGCGAACUCUGCAAAUACGAAUUCAUCAUGGAAACCAAAGUGAAACCUUUACGAAAAUGGGAGAAGCUGCAGAUGACAACCAGUGAGCGAAGGAAGAUCAUGUGCUCUGUCACUUUCCAUGUAAUUGCUAUCACUUGCGUGGUGUGGUCUCUCUAUGUCCUUAUAGACCGGACUGCUGAAGAGAUUAAACAAGGGCAGUCUACUGGCAUUCUUGAGUGGCCAUUUUGGACUAAACUGGUGGUGGUGGCUAUUGGUUUUACUGGAGGACUUCUGUUCAUGUAUUUUCAGUGCAAAGUCUACGUACAGCUGUGGAAAAGACUUAAGGCUUAUAACCGUGUAAUAUAUGUACAGAACUGUCCAGAAACUAGCAAAAAGAGCACAUUUGAAAAAUCUGGAGCAGCUGAGCCAAACACUGAGAACAAAGAUGUACUCGGAAGUCUCCAUGCAGAGACGAAUGGUUCACAUUACACAGAGCGUGAAGACUACAGAACAGAUAUUUUCCAUGUCUGAUCGUUAUACUUGAAGAUCUGGGCAAGCACCAUCUGCUCUGCUCAGCAAAGGUCUAAAGGUGAACUUUUUUCCUCCCCCUCUGUACUCCUGAAACAUAUCAAGUCUGUCAUGACUGCAAGUUGGCCUGCAAUAAUAAGAAAUCAGAGGAUUCAUGGUAAGGGAUGAAUGCGAGACUCGAUUGUCAUUGUCUCUCCAGCUAAACAACUGGCAGGUUUUGGACUUUCUCAGAAAUAUUCCAGACUGCAUGCAGGGGCAUGAAACGUUUAAUGAAAGAAUUGCUUCAGUCCACUGUGGGAAGCAUCCCAGAGCUAAAGCACCCAUCCAGCCAUUUCAUACAAGGUCUCCUUUGCUGGGCUGUACCAUUUCAAGUUGCAUGCCUGUACGUUGUGUGUAUGCAUACACACACAUGCACACACAAGCUCCCUGCACCUAGAAAACUAGCAUGGCAGGAGCAGGUCCUUUCAGUUCUGAGGUUAUACAGCUCAGGACCAGACUUGAUCUGUUAGUGAAUCUCACAAUACGUAGCUAGGCCUUUAAAAGCAGCCAUGAGGAGGAGGGACUUAGAUCAGGGAAGAGUGGUGGUGCUGGUGGUAGAAUUACCACCAGCUUCCUUGAUCCAAAUCCCUGCAUAGACAGCUCCUUUGUAAGGCUACACGACACAUUAGAAAAUCCAGUCACAGAUCUCUCACACGGCAAGAGAGCUUUCUUAUAUUCCAGCUUUAAAUCCAGCCUAUUCCUAGUAUUGCAACAAACAUUAGUUUUAAAAGUGAAUUGCAAAGCAUAGAGCGCUUUCAAUUCAUUUUUCUUUUAUAAACAUAUUCAUUUGAAUUUUCACUGCUAACAUAAACCCUAACUA